GGUUACGAGUCACGACCCCGACGCGUGUGCUACACACAUACACACACUCUCACUCAAUCCACCUACGAAACGUUGCCUAGCAUGAAUCUCCCCUCGUCGCUGACACCAGCACGGCCCGCGCUGGCGCAUCGAGCCGAAGAAAACAGAAUAAUGCACCACGAGGCCGACGUGGUCAUCAUCGGCGCAGGCAUCUUCGGCUGCGCUGUUGCAUGUGCGCUUGGAAACCAAGGCCGAAGUGUGAUAUUGCUGGAAAGGUCGCUGAAGGAGCCGGAUCGCAUUGUGGGAGAAUUGCUGCAGCCAGGGGGCGUGCAGGCAUUGGAGACGCUGGGUCUCAGAGAUUGCCUGGAAGGCAUUGAUGCGAUCAAGGUCUAUGGCUAUGAUGUGAUCUACUAUGGCGAGGAAGUGCGGAUCGCAUACCCAUACAAUGCAAGAGAUGUGGCAGAAGUGGACGAGAAAACGAGCUUGACAGAUGAAUAUCGAGGGACGAAGAGAAAGCGACCAGAAGGGCGAUCGUUCCACCAUGGGCGCUUCAUCGCGAAACUGCGCGCCAAGGCCAUGUCGAACGCGAACGUCACGGUAGUCGAGGCGACAGCAACGGACCUGAUCAGAGGCGAGUACACGGGACAUAUCCUUGGUGUGGAGGCGACACGGAACGGUCAGGCGGAUUCAUACUUUGGCAAUCUCACCAUCGUGGCAGAUGGGUAUGCGAGCAAGUUCAGGAAGGAAUUUCGAGAAGACACACCUGUAGCCAAGUCGAAGUUCUGGGGUCUCGAACUUAUCGACGCGGACCUUCCCAUGCCCAACCACGGCCAUGUGAUACUUGGAGAUGACGCGCCUGUGCUGCUUUACCAGAUUGGCACGCAUGAGACACGAGCAUUGAUUGAUAUACCUGAGAAUCUUUCCUCUGCCAGCAUCAAGGAAGGCGGCGUCAAAGCACAUCUCAAAAAUGUCGUCCUUCCCUCUCUCCCCAAGCGAGUGCAGCCUUCAUUCAAAGCCGCGAUUGAGAAAGACCGGCUGCGAUCAAUGCCCAAUUCCUGGUUACCACCCACUAUCAACAAAACACCCGGACUACUCAUUCUCGGCGACGCGAUGAACAUGCGACAUCCCUUGACCGGGGGAGGAAUGACGGUAGCCUUCAACGACGUCGUCCUACUCUCCGAACUCCUAUCACCCGACAUUGUACCCGAUCUAGACGAUAGCAAGCUUGUCCUCCAACAAAUGCGCACCUUCCACUGGCGACGGAAAGGUCUGACGAGCGUCAUCAACAUCCUCGCGCAAGCACUAUACUCCCUCUUCGCCGCGAACGAUUCGCAAUUAAAAGCGCUACAGAUGGGCUGCUUUCACUACUUCAAACUCGGCGGAAAUUGCAUCGAUGGCCCCGUCGGACUCCUCGCGGGAAUCAUCCGACAACCGUUUGUCUUGUUCUACCACUUUUUCGCCGUGGCUGUGUACUCGAUCUGGAUCUACAUUUCUCGUGGAAACCCUGUGCUCGUUCCCCUUCGUGCGCUCGCCAGUGUGGGGGUGUUUUGGAAGGCGUGUAUCGUCAUCUUUCCUUAUAUCUUUAGCGAGUUGAGGACUUGAUGAUGAUGAAGAUGAAGAUGAAGAGACAGGGGAGAAGAAGGGAGAAGAAGAUGAAGAAGGAGGAUAAUGAUGAUAAGAAGAUGAAGGGCCUUUUCUUGGGAACGAGCAUCAAGACGUCAACAAGGCAGACCUUUUAUUCUGUAGAUAAUUCAUUUUAUUAAUCAUACUUAAUACCAUGAUGAACUUCAAGGAACAAGAAAGACCCUGCCUGGCAACAACAACGAUAACAUCCCCCAGCCUUCCUGUCUACAAAUCCUUCUUGUGCUCAUCAAACCAUUUGGCUCGCUUGUGUUUGCCAUCAAAAUCUUCCAGUCCUUCAUACAACGGCACAUCCCAGCUCUUGGCGGGAUUGUUAUAGCGGUGAUGAUACGCACCCAAAUCAGCGAGUUUCUUGAGAUCCCGUUUCUUCAAAACACAACGCGUGGCAUUGAAGUUGCUCUCGAUAUGGUCCUUCUUGACAGACUUGGGUAUGACGGACGUUCCUCGAAAGAUGCCGAAUUGCAAUGCCACCUGUGCAGGCGUACAACCACGCUUCGCAGCGAUUUUAUUGACAGUUGUGCUCUUCAGGAGCGGCUCGGGUUUGUCUCCUUCUUUGUAGGUCGGGUUGGUUCCUCCUAGUGGGGAGUAAGCAGUGACGUGUAUGCCACGCUUGGAGUGCCAGUCGAGAAACUCUGUUUGCUGGAGAUAGGGAUGGACCUCAAAUUGGUGGACUUGGGGUGGAGUGGAGGUAUUGUUGAGCAGAUCCUCGAGCUGUGCAGGAGAGAAGUUGGAGACUCCGAUAUGGCGAGUUUUGCCAGCUUUGAGCUGCUCCGACAUGGCUUCCCACGUUUUCAAAUAGUAUAUCUGGUUCUUACCGCCGGCUCCAGAGGAAACGGGCCAAUGCAUGUGAUACAGGUCCAGAUAGUCGAGGCCGAGCUUCGUCAGCGAUACAUCGAGGGCUUCUUUGACGGCUUCCGGUGCAUGAUGAUCAUUCCAUAGUUUCGAAGUGAUCCACAGGUUUUCACGUUUGAGGCCCACUUUCUGGAGACCGUCUGCAAUGCCUUUGCCUACUUCUUCCUCGUUGCCAUAGAUUGCCGCGCAGUCGAUGUGGCGAUACCCGACUUGGAUAGCCCAUGAUACUGCCUCGCUGGUGUUCUUCUCCUUGAGGUUCCAGGUGCCAAAGCCAAGAAGUGGGAUCGCGUCCAAAGUCAAUGGCUCGACUCGGUCGCUAGACGGAGCCAGAGGAACUUGGUGCUCUUGCGCAGCGGCUAUGGCUGCCAAUGGCAGCACGAGUGUGGUGUACCGCAUCUCGAAUUGGUAGAAUCACUGCGAGGGAGAGUAGGUAAGUAGCGAAGUCGAUGUGAG
This is a messenger RNA of Sphaerulina musiva SO2202, 2925 nucleotides long. Its product is annotated as SE-domain-containing protein. Gene Ontology annotation, cellular component: endoplasmic reticulum; membrane. Bases 82 to 1581 code for a protein of 499 amino acids. The record is from RefSeq and is a predicted model, not a curated record. Gene Ontology annotation, biological process: ergosterol biosynthetic process. The transcript has a single exon. Gene Ontology annotation, molecular function: squalene monooxygenase activity; flavin adenine dinucleotide binding. Lineage: Eukaryota; Fungi; Ascomycota; Dothideomycetes; Mycosphaerellales; Mycosphaerellaceae.